Molecule: messenger RNA, 2012 nt
Organism: Elaeis guineensis (African oil palm)
Lineage: Eukaryota; Viridiplantae; Streptophyta; Magnoliopsida; Arecales; Arecaceae
Product: probable terpene synthase 11
Biological process (GO): diterpenoid biosynthetic process
Molecular function (GO): magnesium ion binding; terpene synthase activity
Source: RefSeq, a predicted model, not a curated record
UCAUGGUUCUCCGACAUGACAAGUAGCCGAUAUCUUCUCGUAAUUACUCCUGAAAUGGCUGGAAUCGGCUAUGCUGUUUUUCCAUUGGGUGUCCACUGUUGUCUGAGAAAGCAUUCAUGGAAACCCUUUGGUGGGAGAAGAGAGAGGUUGGCUUCUUCUUGCAGGGUCUCUGACACGUUCAAGUGCAUCCAGUGUUACUCUUUGCCAACUUCACAGGAUAAUAUGGUACAUUUGGAAGCUAGUUCUUUCAACCCAAGGAUUGAAGAACUGAAGGAAGGAGUGAGAAAGAUAUUAUUUAAUAAUAUAGAUUUGAGGGCUGCCAUGGUGCUUGUUGACACCCUCCAACAUCUAGGAAUUGGUUAUCACUUCGAGGAGGAAACCAAUGGAGUUUUAGAUCGAUGCUAUGGCACGAGAUCUGAUGACGACGACCUCUUCAUUACAGCUCUUCGUUUUAGAUUGCUGAGACAGGGAGGUUACAGUGUAACCCCAGAUGUGUUCCAUAAAUUCAUGGAUAAUAAAGGUAAUUUUAAGGAUCCCUUAGCCAAAAAUAGAAUGGCUCUGCUAAGUCUGCAUGAAGCCUCUUUUUUGGGUGCGAAAGAUGAAGAGGUGCUAUCACAGGCUAUGGAGUUCACAAAGCAUCACCUUCAGAAAUCAAAGCUUGUGUCGGAGACUAGCGUAGCUAGAGAUAUUGGUCUUGCCUUGGAGUUUCCGAGGCAACGGAGAAUGGAAAGAUUGGAAGCCAGAAGUUUCAUUGAGAAAUACAGGAAGGAAUGUGGUAGGAGUUCAGCUAUGCUUGAGCUUGCAACUUUAGAUUUUAAUAUGGUUCAAUCAUUAUAUCAGAAAGAAAUUGCAGAGCUAGAAAGUUGGUGGAGAGAUUUGGGUGUUACGAAGAAGCUAAGCUUUGCUCGAGAUCGGCCACUUGAAUGCUUUCUAUGGACUGUAGGGUUAUUUCCAGAGCCAUGCCUCUCAACAUGCCGGAUUGAAGUAACCAAGGCAGUUGCAAUCUUGGUAGUCAUCGAUGAUAUGUAUGACAGCUAUGGAUCACUAGAAGAUCUCAAUCUUUUUACUAAUGCCAUUCAGAGAUGGGAAAUUGGUGAGAUAGAGAAGCUCCCUGAAUACAUGAAGAUAUGUUAUGUGGCUCUUUACAACACUAUCAAUGACGUUGGUUACAAGGUCCUCAAAGAGUAUGGGUGGUUCAUUAUUCCUCACUUAAGGAAAACGUGGGUGGAUUUGUGUGAAGCAUAUUUCACUGAAGCAAGAUGGUUCAGCAAUGGAGUUGUGCCAAAUUUAGAGGACUAUGUAAGCAACGGAGUUACUUCAGUAGGGACCUAUGUGGCCCUCGUGCUUGCUUUCUUUUUGACGGGGAAACAAGUUAACAAGGAAACUUCAAGCCUAGUCAACUCUUGGCCCAAGCUAUUUACUAGUGCGGGAAGGAUUUUUCGACUCUGGGAUGAUCUUGGAACAGCAAUGGCAGAGCAGCAGAGAGGAGAUGUGGCAUCAAGCAUCGAGUGCUACAUGAAUGAAAAUAGUACUUCACAAGAUGAAGCUCGAGUUCACAUUAGGAACCUCAUAAACAGUUCAUGGCAGGACCUUAAUAAAGAAUGCUAUGCUAUGACCCAAUUGCCACGCUCCAUUAUCAAAGCUUCCUUAAAUCUAGCAAGAACUUCACAAGACAUGUACCGGCAUGGAGAUGAUGACAAAUUCCUGAGUACUGAUGAACUUAUCCUGUCAUUGCUCAUCAAGCCCAUUCAAAUAUGAAAUUCCCGUCCAUCUAUGAGCUUGCAGUUGCAUAAUGCUUGUGGGACUAAAAGAUGAAUUUUCUUUAUUAGCAUAAUUUUAGAGAUCAUGUAACAAUUUGUAUCAGACUAUAGUAUGAUUCUAUAUUAGCCUAUAUUGUUUUCCUUUGUUGGCAUGAUCUUGUUAGAGGUGAUUUUAGGUAUUACACAAUAAUUUGUGUCAGCUCAUAGUAUUUUUCUUUGUUAGCAUAAUCCUACAUUAGCCUAUAUUAUUUU